Pogona vitticeps (central bearded dragon) is the source of this 5463-nucleotide messenger RNA. NCBI's taxonomy places the organism in Eukaryota, Metazoa, Chordata, Lepidosauria, Squamata, Agamidae. The record is from RefSeq and is a predicted model, not a curated record.
CCUAGAGCACAAAGCCUGGUAACUGCAGUUUAUGUUCCAAUAUCUAAGAAGAAUGUGAAGGAGGAAAUGGAGCAGAAGACUCUGACGGAUUUUCCGGAUUCCUGCAACACACAAAUGUUUUCUCACUCUGUCUCAUCUUCAGUUCACACUCUGAGACCAUCAGACAUAAAGGCAAUUGCAAGUAUAGGAAGCUUGGGAAAGAUUGGAGAUUCUAGGGUAGACCAGCCAGACUAUCUCCUGAGCGCAGAGAGUGAUCUUGUCCAAGGAAGUAUGACAACACUAAAAGAUAUUGUUAGCGGGUUUAAUCCUUCCGUGAAGUAUUACUUUUCUCUGGGAAACAGCAGUACCAUAUCAGGAAGCGGAACCAUAGAUCUCUUAAGCCAAACUAAAGAAACUGUGAACAGUAUGAAAGAGAGCCAGUGGAUAGACUACCAAAAUGACUGGAAGCUAAUCACAAUUUUCCUCCCAUGUCCUUCCUACUUCUCUGGGUUGCAGGAGGCUUUCCUUUUUGACAGCAUUGAAAAUCUUGAAGGAGUCUUGGAUUUCUUAUAUGAAGAAGUACCUAAAGCCUUUGUGAACCUGGUAGAUUCUACUCUGCUGACCUUUCCUCACUUCAAUUUGCAUAAUGCCAGUGACUGUUCCAGUCUUGAAGAAAUUGUAUGGAGAUGGUCCUUUCAGGAUGCUUUGGAAAAGCUGCUAGUGUCUGGGAGGUAUGAUCGGAAGAGUGAUUUCACUGUAGUUCUUCAGACUUCUCUCCAUGAAGUAAACACGACUCCUAUACCAAAAAGGGUUGGAAGGAACUCUGCCAUAAGGAAGACAUCAGCGGAAACCUCAGGGAAGGGACUCGCUGGUGCUGCUCUAGGAGUUGGGCUUUGGAACAAUAUGCUGAAACCAAUUGAGCAGAAGGAACCCUACCAUUUCACAGAUGUUCCUGAGGCAUGGUGCCCUUCUCAGGAGAGCCCAUACUUCUUCACAUACAGAAAUAGUAACUACUCAUCUGUUCCUGUGGAGUCCCAGAUGGAAGCAGUAUCUCAAGAAAGGAGCUAUGGGACUAGUAUUCCAUGUUCUAAUCGUCUCCCUUCAGACGCUGUUCCUACCUCAGUUCAUAACUUGAGGCCAGCAGACAUUAAAGUUAUAGUUGCCCUUGGGGACUCACUAACAGCAGGAAAUGGGGCAGGUUCUUCACGAUACAAUGUUUUAGAUGUUCUGACACAGUAUCGAGGCCUUUCGUGGAGUAUUGGUGGAAAUGAAGAUAUAAGGACAGUCACAACAUUAGCGAAUAUUCUUCGUGAGUUUAAUCCAUCUGUGGUAGGUUUUUCUACUGGCAAAGGAUCGCAGAGCACAGCUAAUGCUUACCUGAACCAAGCUGUGGCAGGCGCACGUUCUGAGGACCUCUCGUCUCAAGCAACAAGACUAAUAGAAUUGAUGAAAAGUGAUCCUAAUAUAAAUUUCCAAGAAGACUGGAAGCUCGUAACACUCUUCAUAGGUGGAAAUGACUUGUGUGAUCAUUGUAAAGAUCCUGUUCGCUAUUCCCCUGGGAAUUUCACAAGAAAUAUACAGUCAGCUCUGGAUAUACUCCAUAAUGAGGUCCCUCGAGCAUUUGUGAACCUGGUGACGAUCCUCCACAUAGUAACUCUGAGGAAACUCUAUCAAGAGAAGAGAGUCUACUGUCCCAGGCUAAUUAUGAGAUCUCUGUGUACUUGUGUUUUGAACCCUGAUGAUGACUCUGCUGAAAUUGAGCUGCUGGAAUCUUUCAACAGAAGAUAUCAGGAGGAAACUCACCGCCUAAUUCAGAGUGGAAGAUACAACACAAGGGAAGAUUUUACGGUGGUUGUGCAGCCGUUUUUGGAAGAGGCACAAAUGCCUAUGACUUCGCAAGGAUUGCCUGAUUCUUCCUAUUUUGCCGCAGACUGCUUCCACUUUCAUCAGAAGACUCACACCCUAGCUGCUCUUGGUCUGUGGAAUAACAUGUUGGAACCUAUUGGGCAAAAGACAAAACUACAGAAGCUUGAAAAUACGAUAACCCUCAACUGUCCAACUGAGGACCAGCCAUAUUUAAUGACACACAGAAAUAGCAACUACACGUACGCCAAUGUAAUCACCUCAGUUUACGGAAGCCAGUUGCUGUGUGAGGAUAGAAUUCCAUCUGUCAACUACCCUGCUUCAGUGCAUGCUUUGAAACCAGCUGAUGUGCAAGUAAUAGCUGCCUUGGGGGAUUCCUUGACGGCUGGUAAUGGUAUUGGAUCAAAACCAAGUGACAUGCUUGAUAUGAACACAGAGUAUCGGGGGCUGGCCUGGAGCAUUGGGGGAGAUGCAUCAUUAAAAACUGUCACAACUUUGCCAAACAUCCUUCGAGAGUUCAGUGCUAACCUCACCGGUUAUUCAACAGGCACAGGCGGUGUAAAUGAGACAAAUGCCUUUCUCAACCAGGCAGUUCCAGGAGCAAAGGCUGAGGAUUUACCAGACCAAGUAAGGCGACUUGUGAAAUCAAUGAAAAAUGACUUGAGAAUCAAGUUUGAAACUGACUGGAAGAUCAUAACUAUAUACAUUGGAGUUCACGACCUAUGCAACUAUUGCAAAGAUAUUAAUCACUAUUCAGCAGUAAACUUUUCCAAUUAUGUUCAAGAAGCACUUGACCUUCUUCAUGCAGAGGUGCCUAAAGCUUUGAUUAAUCUGGUGGACAUAAUGGACCUUCUUCCUUUGAGACAGUUGUUUCUGGACAGUAGAUUAUCAUGUCCCACACAUCUAGCAGAAGGUCUUUGUAGCUGCAUUCUUUCAAUUCAAGAAGGCUCUUCUCAGCUAGUGGUGAUGGAGAAAGCAAUCAAAGCUUAUCAGAGCACCCUACAAAAACUGGUGGAGAAUGGCCAGUAUGACACGCGUGAGGAUUUCACAGUCGUAUUACAGCCUUUCCUCCGAACCAUCACAUUACCUCUUCUACAGGAUGGGUAUCCAGAUAUCACCUUCUUUGCACCUGAUUGUUUUCAUCUGAGUCAGAAAUCACAUUCACAGCUCUCUAGGGCCCUCUGGAACAAUAUGCUUCAGCCUUUAGGAAAGAAAGCAUUAUCCUUCAGUUUUGCGGAUAAUAUAACUCUGAUCUGCCCAACUCUGCACCAACCCUUCCUGGGAACCUACAAGAACAGCAAUGGCACACAUUCAUCUCUGGAUCCCACUGCGAAGCCAAGCCAGAGCUGGGGUAGUGACCUGUUAUGUCAAGAACAGACUGCAUUCAAAAACAUUUCAAAAUCUGUGCACAGUCUACAGCCGUCUGACAUCCAAGUGGUAGCAGCACUGGGAGACUCCUUGACGACUGCUGUAGGAGUCAAAGCAACUGGUCUGAAUGAUCUACAAACAGCAUGGCGAGGGCUUUCCUGGAGCUCUGGAAGUGAUGGAAACCUGGAGACCCACACAACUUUGCCUAAUAUUUUAAAAAAGUUUAACCCAAAUCUUACUGGCUUUUCUACUGGAACCGAGAAGGAGACUGCUGGAUUCAACGUAGCAAUGGGUGGCGCAGUAGCACGAGAUCUCCCAGACCAAGCUCGUAAAUUAAUAGAGCUAAUGAAGAGCAACCCAGACGUUAACUACAAAGAGGACUGGAAGUUAGUCACCAUUUUAAUUGGAGCCAACGACCUGUGUCAAUAUUGCUUAGACAAGGAGACCUAUUCAGUGGAAAACUAUGUAAAACACCUCCAGGAUGCUCUUGAUAUUCUUUACGAGGAGCUCCCUCGGGCCUUUGUCAACAUGGUGGAGAUAAUGGAACUCAUUGAACUGCGUCAGAUAAAAAGGGAAGCAUCCGGAUGUGUUCUUUCAGGGGCGAUCCUUUGUCCAUGUAUUCUGAACCCUCAGGAAAACUCCUCUGAACUGCAAGAAAUUGAAAGUACUAAUAGAGAUUUUCAGGACAGAACUGUCAUGUUGAUCCAGAGUGGUCGCUACACCCCGCGGGAGGAUUUUGCUGUUGUUGUGCAACCAUUUUUCCGAAACACCAUCAUGCCAUUAGACAGUGAUGGGAAACCGGACCUGAGUUUCUUUGCACCUGAUUGCUUUCAUUUCUCCGAGAGAGGUCACGCAGAGAUGGCCAUGGCACUUUGGAAUAAUAUGCUACAACCAGUUGCACUUAAACAGUCAUACAAUAACUUCACAUAUGAAAGGUCGAAACUCAAGUGUCCAACAUCAGAGCACCCCUUUCUAUUCACAUCAGAAAACAGCUACCUGAAAACUUUCGGACCUGAAGCAGGGAACAACAGAGGAUGGGCUGUGAUUAUAGCAACUACAACUGGAAUUUUGGUAGGAUCCCUGAUUGUUUGUGUUGUGGUGACUCAGAGAGUCAGCAAACGCCGAAGGGCAGGAGACAUCACAAUGGACGGAAAAACAACAGCUUUUUAAAUUGGCACCUGGAUCAGGGAAAUCUAACAUAACAUCUGCCUCCAAUGACAUUAGGAAAGUGGCGCUGGAGCUUAGCUGCAGCUUUGCACGCGCUAUUUUUAAAGCAACUUCUUCUGUCUAAAAAUGGAGGAAGAGACACCAGCCCAGACAUCAUGGCAACUAAGAGAUGAGGAGUUGUGAUACAUAAAGGGGCUUGAUCUGGAAAAUUAAACCAAGAAUGUUCAAAAUGUCUUCUCUGAUUUAAAUUACAAGUGCCUCUAGACGAUGCUUCUAUUUCACAAUCCCUCUGCUUCCUUUGCAUAAUAUUACAAUAGAUCCAGACCUCCCAUUGGUAAUGCUUCUAGGUUUCCCAUGAUUUCUUCUGCUUUUUUUUUCCUUCUGUAGAAAUCCUUUUUUUGAUUUUUAACACUAGGAGUCUUGGAUCUGGAUGGAAGCAUUCUAGGAUAUUUGUGAGCCUAACUGAAAUGUCAGGAUUCUAUCCUGUUAUUAAGUGAUCCAUUCACAGUAUUACAUUUGGCUCCCAACAUUCUCUGUACAAAUUUAAAGUCAGCAAGUGCAAGUGAGCAUAAUAUACUACUAUUAUAUUACCUGAAUAUCCCAUUUUCCUAAUGUUAGACUAUCUUUGGUCACCUAGUUCAGUGGUUCUCAAACUGAGGUCCCCAGAUGUUCUUGGGUUGCAACUCCCAGAGAGUGGCAAACUCUUCUGGGAAUUGAAGUCCAAGAACAUAUGGGGACCCCAGUUUGAGAACCACUGACCUAGUUUAUCAUUUAUGCUGCAUUACAAUAAUGUGGCUCAAAUACAUGAAGGCGGUGAUAGCACACAUAGAGAGUUGGCAAAUGCCAGUGGUUAUUGUUUUCCUUUUAAACUGAGAAUCACAGCUAUGAAUGCUGACCUUUUAAGUAGAAGCAAAUAAAACAUUAAAGAAAAGAACUGAAAAGAACACAAGAACAGCUUCAGUCUUUGGAAUGAAGUGGGAGUGUGUAAUGAAUGCAAUAACCAAUAUUGUUUAAAAAUCAUUACUUUGAUUUAGCUUGGCCAAUCUGUCUGAGGGUGAUCUAAAUAAAUGCUACUGAAAAAGCCAA